CAGACCUCUCAUAUCAGACAUUGGAUUUUAAAACCAUCCCCAGAUACGGCACCACUGGCCACCGGGUGCAACCUGCUGCAAACAUGAUUAAGAAAAUGUCGCCUUCUGAGAAUGAGUUCGACAUACCGCCCAAGAAUUGCCACAGGAUGGUGAUUCUGGGCUCCACUAAAGUUGGGAAAACAGCCAUCAUCUCUCGGUUUCUCAACGAGAGAUUUGAUGACCAGUACACACCCACUAUUGAAGACUUUCAUAGGAAAUUCUACAGCAUCAGAGGGGACGUUUACCAGCUCGAUAUUCUGGACACAUCUGGGAACCAUCCCUUCCCUGCAAUAAGGAGACUUUCAAUUCUCACUGGUGAUGUGUUCAUAUUGGUAUUCAGCCUGGACAACAGAGACUCCUUCCAAGAAGUGCAGCGUCUGAAGCGCCAGAUUUAUGAGACCAAGUCCUGUCUGCGCAACAAAACCAAAGAGAACGUGGAUGUCCCGCUUGUCAUAUGCGGCAACAAGUGUGACAGAGACUUUUACCGCGAGGUGCGGGACGAAGAGAUCGAGAAGCUGGUUGGUGGAGAUGAUCAUUGCGCCUACUUUGAGAUAUCAGCAAAGAAGAACACCAACGUUGACCAGAUGUUUCAGACUCUCUUUACCAUGGCUAAGCUGCCAAACGAAAUGAGCCCCGACCGUCACUGCAAAGUUUCCCUGCAGUACUGCGACGUUCUCCACAGAAAGUCCUUCAGAAAUAAGAAGUGCAAAGAUGGGAACGCAUAUGGGAUUGUGGCGCCGUUUGCACGGAGACCAAGCGUGCACAGUGACUUAAUGUACAUAAAAGAGAAAGCUGUAGGUGGCAGUCAUUCCAAAGAAAAAGGCUGCGUUAUUUGCUGACAGCAUAUUUGAAUGUGUGCAAGAGACUUUCUGUUAGAAUGAGCUGUGACCAGUUAGUCUGCCUCCAGGAAACAUGAGACCAUAAACUGUUGACACCUCGAACUGAUUUUAGACACUUGCUGCAGUAGAUGUCCUGAAAAUGCCAUAAAGCCUUGUGCAUAGACUUUCUGAGGGCAGCACAGGAGAGAAAAAAAGUUUACAUUUUGCUAUUUUUUUCAGUGAAACUUGAAUGUUUGUUGCAGAAUGAACAAAUUUGAUUAUACCUGUGUAUUUAUUAUGUCCAUGUCAACUUUUGCAUUGAAAAAAUAAAACACUUGCUACUUUCAUAGCCUGUCAUCCUCUUGUCACUCAAUUGAAUAACACGGCUUUUCUGUGCAUUACAUAAAGCUCUA
Molecule: messenger RNA, 1270 nt
Organism: Melanotaenia boesemani (Boeseman's rainbowfish)
Lineage: Eukaryota; Metazoa; Chordata; Actinopteri; Atheriniformes; Melanotaeniidae
Product: dexamethasone-induced Ras-related protein 1-like
Exons: 2
Coding region: 84-878 (264 amino acids)
Molecular function (GO): GTP binding; GTPase activity
Source: RefSeq, a predicted model, not a curated record